Molecule: messenger RNA, 3060 nt
Organism: Stylophora pistillata
Lineage: Eukaryota; Metazoa; Cnidaria; Anthozoa; Scleractinia; Pocilloporidae
Product: E3 ubiquitin-protein ligase RNF216
Molecular function (GO): zinc ion binding; ubiquitin binding
Source: RefSeq, a predicted model, not a curated record
CGCCUUCUUAAAAUCAAAGUGAUAUCACUUUGAAAUAUUCUUGCAAAAAUAUUUCGACCUGUACCUCUUGCAUUAAAGGUGAGUGGAAUGUCAUUUGAGGCGAGGAUUUUGGAUUCCUUGAGGCCCAUAUUCCCACAGUUGAAUGACCACGUUUUAACGGAAUGCAUAAGGAAAGUUCAAGAAACCGUUGGAAGCGAUCCAGCGACAAUUGUACCGGGAUGCGUUGACCUCCUCUUGAGUGGGACUAUAAAUGAAGAAAAUUUCACUCCAAACAGAUCAGUUCCGCCUGUGGCAAAACCAACAAACGAAAAACCAAAUUCACUUGUUAUAGAAGAAGACGAAGAUGUAGUGUAUAUCUCGACAACGAGCCGAGUUCAGACAACGGCUGCAACCAGACUAGCACCAGUGAUCAUUGAUAACAUCGAAAUUACUGCAUACCACUCAUCGUCUACCCCAAGAGGUGCAUCUACCCUAUUUCCGCUAAAAGUUGCCAGCAAGACAGAGGACCUGAGGCGAAAUCUGCCGUUCGAAGGAGAGACUCGGGUUCCUUGUGCGCCAUUUUCGCACAUGUCGUCAGCGAAUCUUCAAGAUUCUAGUCGACAUAUUCAGAGUGGCCACGCUCAAACUCCUUUAGAACCCUCAGAAGCCAUGAAAAACCUUUACUCUUUAUUCCCUGAUGUAAGAGAUGAUCAUCUUCAAAGCUUGCUUAACAAGUGGUCGCACUUCCCUCAAGAUGUGGCUAUCAAUUAUGCUUGCAAUGACUUGCUUGAGAACCGUGAUUACCCUAAGAAAUCAUCCAAAUUAAAUAGUCCUUCAGGAACCAAUACUCCCGGAAAUGACUGUGUAGAGAAAGACUUCUUUAAAGACUUUUCAAGUCCAGUGUCAUUGAAGUACCAAAACGAGUGCUUAUGUUUACUUCAAAAUGAAUUCAGAAGGAUUCCAAAGAAGCAUAUCAGGAAAGCAUUGCAAUUAUUUCAAUAUCACUAUGCACCAAGUAGAAGAUAUCUGCAGGAACAGCUUCAAAUUUCUACAGAUGGAGGUGCAACUGCUACAGUGACAGCUUGUCAACGCUCAAGUGCCGUGCCAUCAGCCGCUGUAGAUAAAACUUCUAAUGUACUCAGCCACCAACCACCUAAAAUUCAACUUCUUCGGUGUAGACACUCUACAGUACCACUAGAUUACUCACACAUGGAUGAGGAACUUUUAAGGGAGAUGGAAUUUGUGAAAAAGUGUGAUCUAUCUAAAACUGCAGAGGAAGAUCAAUUAUUUGCCUUAAGCUUAAAUGACCAACAGUAUGAAGAAGAAGGCCAGAAAAUUGAAUGUGGCUGUUGCUAUGGAGAUGCAGCCUUUGAAGAUAUGGUUCAGUGCCUGGAUGGUCACCUUUUCUGUGCAAGUUGUCUGAUGAACUAUGCAAAGGAGGCUGCUUUUGGCCAAGGCAAGACUACUCUUGCGUGCAUGAGUGAUGGUUGUGAAGGCACAUUUCCAAUGAGUCAACUGAAGAAGGCAUUACCAAUUAAAAUCCUGGAGAAAUAUGAGGAUCGCGUGCAAGAGGAAUCCCUUUCACUGGCCCAAAUGGAUGAUUUUGUGCGGUGCCCUUUCUGUGAUUUUGCAGCAAUUUUGCCACUGGAAGAAAAAGUUUUUAAAUGUCAGAAUCCUUCUUGUGCUAAAGAAACUUGUCGCUACUGCAAAGAGGAAUGGUCCGAUCAUUUUGGCUUAAAGUGUAAUGAGGUUGAAAAAUCAGCACAGAAGGAUGUGAGGCUUUCAUAUGAAGAAAGGAUGACAAUGGCAAAAAUAAGAAAAUGCCCAAAGUGUGGGUGUGAGUUCACCAAAUCAGAUGGGUGCAACAAAAUGACAUGUCGGUGUGGAGCUACAAUGUGCUAUGUCUGCCGCAAGCCAAAUAUUCAUUACAAUCACUUUUGUCAGCACCCAAAAGAUCCUGGAAAGCAAUGCACAAAUUGCAAAAGUUGUUUGCUGUGGAGUGAUCCUUCAGAAGAUGAUAACCAUGCAGUGAAAGAACUUGAGAAGGAAGCCCAAGAAGCGAAGAGGAAGUUUGAGGCAGAAUCAGAGGACAACCCAGCUAAAAGGGUAAAGAAUGGAUAAGAACUACAGCUGUAAUGUUCGUGUAGAUGUAGCUCCUUGAGGGCAUGAAUUAUGGUAAUGUGGUAAUAUGUAAUUUAUGCCAUGGGGCAGUCUACUCAAGGAAGGAUGUAGCUCUUUGAGGAUAUGAAUUAUGGGGAUGUUAUAUGAUGUAAUUUGUGCCGUAGGGCAUUCUACGCAAGAUAGGCCUUGAUUAGAACAGUUAGGCUAACAAGGCACUCUCCAUUCAUUUUGUUGCCUCAUCUCAGACUUUGUGUUGCAGGGGGGAAAUCUUCAGAUUUCAUUUUGAAAAUUAUUGUUUAAAAAUUCAAAUGAGAGUUACAUUUACAACACUCUUAAGGUUGGUGAUCAUUAUGCAAAAAAUCUGAACAUCAGACUUCAAAUUGAGUCACCAGUGUACUCUUGUGUAAAAGCAGUUUCUUACACUAAAAUCAUUUGAGAAUUAGGAAGUAGUGAUCUCAAAUUAUCAUUUGAUCACAAUGAUCUCCAUAAAGUUUCAUUUUCAUGUUAAGUGUAGAAUUUUUAUCUACUUAUUUGAAAUCAGUGCUCAGACAAGUAAUAAAAUUACUGUGUCCUCUAUUCAGUUGGAAAAGAAGCAAGAUGCAUGAGUAGAAUGUACAGUUUGUCUGUGUAGAAGGCAUUCAGAAAAAAAGCAUGUGCAAUUUUAAUCUCUUGCCAUCCCUUUAGGGUCAAAAUCCUUUGUAUACAUGCAAGAAAAACAUUAAGUAGUUUUUGUUUGUAGGUAAAGUGCAUUUCCCCUGAUACAUCCUAGAGCCCUCAAUAUUGAGGUCUGACUUUUGAAAAUUUAAGACAACAAACAUGUAUGUGUGAGAAUAUUACAGGAAUAUCAUUUCCCUGAUAUACUUAUUAGGGUUGGUAACAUUUCAGAAUUAUGUGAAGGUGUAGUCUGAUCAUCCGGGUGAGUGUAGUCCUGAGAACGACUGUUGUCGGUGGUAGUGACUG